GCAAACGCUGCGCAGUGAUCGCCUUCCUCACCACCUCGCCUAUCUGGACAGUCCUGAUCCUGAGGAGUAUUGACGUGCUUACAGUUGCCUUUCUGCAUCAUGACUGUUACUCUGGGUUCUUCAUUCGCUCCGUUUGUGGAGGCACUCAAGACUGCUCCAACAGCACCAGAUGCUAAAGCAGCAGCAGACUCACUAGCUCGAGAAGUGCAGAAUCAUGGGCUGCAGAGCCUCACGGAUGCCAAUAUCAUCAGCACUCUUCAGGCUUUUGCAUCCAACAAGAAGUCUGGAUAUGAGAGGGAAUCGGCCGCCAUAGGUUAUCAGUACCUCGCAUCUGUUCUUGGUCCGCCUGUCGCACCGAUCUUGCUUCCGCACCUGCCACUGAUCAUGGACCUCUACAUGGACAAGGGUGAUGUUGUACGGAUUGCGGCGGUUGCUGCUACCAAAACGCUUUUGAAGCUGUUUCCUCCUGAAGCGACUCGUCUUGUCUUCCGUCAAUUAGAAGAUAUCUUAGAGAAGGGAAAGUGGCGGACGAAGGUCGGUGCAUUGGAGUCCAUCAGAGGUUUUGUCGAUCGGGCAAAGGAUGAGGUCGCUGGUGAGCUUGGUGCUGUCUUACCUAAGGUAGAGAAGGCUAUGCAUGAUACGAAACCCGAAGUAUCUACCGCAGCAAAGAAGUGCGCGACUGCACUAUGCACAACCGUCGCCAAUCCCGAUCUCAAUCCUCACAUCCCUAUCCUCGUCGAAUGCAUGUCGAACCCGUCUUCAGUACAAGCUUGUAUGAAGGCACUAUCGUCGACAACAUUUGUUGCAGAAGUUACUGCCCCAGCUCUGGCGGUAGUGGUACCCCUUCUCAUGCGCGCCCUAAAUGAUCGUAGCAUGGAGGUUCAACGACGAACAGUUGUCGUCAUCGACAACCUUGUAAAACUUGUUCGCGAUCCAAAUGUUGCUGCUGAGCAUCUGAGUGGUCUCGUUGAUGGCGUCGAGAGGAUUAUGAAGAGCGCAGCGUUCCCAGAGGUUCGUGCGUUCGCUGAGGCAGCGUACAAGACGUUAAUGAAGGCAGGAGCGUCUUCGUCUGGUCCACCUCCGGCAAGAAACAUAGAAGAGGAGACCAGCACCGCUAAGACCGACAUGAUCAGCUUACUCCCAUCGAACCUACAAAGCAAUCAGACAUCAACAUUCUUGACCACCAUAGACUUCCAAGCGGGUAUAGUAGAAGACCUUGUCCAUCUCCGGAAGUUUUCAGACAAGGAGGUAUGGAAUCGCUCGAUUACCUCUUUUAUUCGGCCAUGGUUUUCGGACACCGCUGAAGAGGCUGCGAGAUACACAGAAUCUGUGCGAUCGCAUUAUGAUGCUAUUGAUCGCGCGAAAUUCGCUCCCGAGCAGAUUGAAGAUGAGGAAGGAGAGUUACUUUGCGAUACGACCUUCUCAUUAGCCUACGGAACUCUUUUGCUCCUUUCACACACCGUACUUCGUCUCUAUCGAGGUCGACGGUAUGGAAUUCUGGGUACAAAUGGUUCGGGAAAGACGACUCUCAUGCGUCAGUUGCGAGAAGGAAAGGUCGAGAACUUCCCGCCUCAAAGUGAAUUGAGGUGUGUCAUGGUUGAGCACGCGCUUCAGGGAGAAGACACGACGAUGUCAAUUGUGGACUUCGUCGCAUCAGAUAAAGCCCUGGCUAGCACGUCUCGUGAUAAAAUUGUAAAUCAACUCAAGGAGGUCGGAUUUGAUGAAGAACUGCAGAGACAAGUUGUCGGUAGCUUGUCUGGAGGAUGGAAAAUGAGGCUAGAACUCGCCCGUGCUAUGUUAUAUAACGCAGAUCUCCUACUCCUGGACGAACCGACCAAUCAUAUGGACGUCAAAUCUGUAAAAUGGCUUGAGGAUUACUUAACUUCUCGCAAGGACGUUACUUGCCUCAUUGUUAGUCACGACUCUAGCUUCCUAGACAAUGUCACGACCGAUAUAAUUCAUUACGAAUCCAAAAAGCUUGUAUACUACCGUGGAAAUCUGUCAAAAUUCGUAAGCCAUCACCCGGAGGCGAAAUCGUAUUAUACCCUUGCCGCUACAUCAGUUAAAUUCUCGUUCCCUCCUCCUGGGUCGCUUAUGGGAGUGCGGAGCAACACACGCGCCAUUCUCAAAAUGACGAACUGUACCUUCACUUAUCCGGGGUGCGAUAAACCAAGCCUUAUGAACGUCAGCUGCGCGCUCUCUCUUUCAAGCCGGGUGGGAAUUAUUGGUCCCAACGGUGCUGGGAAGUCGACUUUAGUUAAGCUGUUGACAGGUGAGACGGAACCUCAGGAGGGCGCUGUCUAUAAACACCCUUCCCUCCGCAUCGGCUAUGUUUCCCAGCAUGCUACGCACCAUAUUGAACAGCAUUUGGAGAAGACGCCGAUCCAGUACAUCCAGUGGCGUUACCAGGACGGACAUGAUCGCGAGACUCUUGAAAAGGUCACUCGCGUACUAACAGAAGAAGAGAAGGCUCAGUUGGAAGUUCCGUUUGUAGGAAAGAAUGGGACGACACGUAAACUAGAGUUUAUUCUUGGCAGGCAGAAGCUUAAAAAAUCGUUUCAAUACGAGAUCAAAUGGCAGAAUUUGGAUCACAAAUUCAACACCUGGAUUCCUCGUGAUGAGCUACUUGCCAAGGGCUUCACGAAGCUUGUCCAGCGGUUCGAUGAUCUUGAAGCGUCUCGAGAAGGAGCCGGAUCGCGCGAUACUUCAGCUCAAUUAGUACGGAAGCACCUCGAAGACAUCGGACUUGAUGGAGACAUUGCACAAUAUAAUGAGAUCAACGGUUUAUCGGGAGGCCAGAAAAUCAAAUUGGUCAUUGCCGCAUGUUUGUGGAAUAAUCCGCAGAUCUGUAUCCUUGAUGAACCGAGUAACUUCCUGGACCGUGAGGCACUCGGUGGUCUAGCUGUUGCCAUUCGGGAUUGGGCGGGUGCUGUGGUCAUCAUCUCGCACAACACUGAAUUCGUGUCUGCCUUGUGUCCGGAAACAUGGCACAUCGAAUCAGGUCGCAUGACGCAUAAAGGUAAAGUUGCUGUGGUCGAGGACGCUUUUGCAGAUGGGAAAACACCCAAGGGAACACCCAGGGGAAGUGGGGCCAACACGCCGGUCCGUUCCCGUGUACAGACGCCGGCGGCUUCUGCGGCAGGUACGCCUGUCGCCAGUGGCACAGAAGGAAAUGCACCAGCCGUGCCGGUGGUGAAAAAGAAGAAGAAGACGCGUAAUCAGUUGAAAGCUCAGGAAGAGCGUCGGCGCCUGAGGAUGUCGAAUUGGCUUGCUUUCGGGGGCCCGAAACCUGAAGACACGGACAGUGACUGAUUCGACGCGUCAGCUCUCCUGCACUGUCCGACUCUGCUGGUCACUUGGUAGAAGCUUGCAUCAUGAUUCGUAGCAUGUAAAUCCAACACACUGUAAAUCGCGUGUCAUUGCUCUAGAUCACUCGACUGGAGAUUCAGAAGUGUAUUAGAUAUGUGAUUUCUUCCAUUUCCCUGCCCCUGUCCUAGAAUAGAUAGAUAGAUUACUCUUUAGAUUUAGGUAGCUUUUAGCGGUCGUUUUUGUCCUCGAGGUCAAUUCUAGUAGAAUUAUAUUUAACGUUGAUGCAG
Messenger RNA from Fomitiporia mediterranea MF3/22, 3596 nucleotides. RefSeq lists its product as uncharacterized. The record is from RefSeq and is a predicted model, not a curated record. The transcript has 18 exons. Lineage: Eukaryota; Fungi; Basidiomycota; Agaricomycetes; Hymenochaetales; Hymenochaetaceae. Bases 100 to 3312 code for a protein of 1070 amino acids. Gene Ontology annotation, molecular function: ATP binding; ATP hydrolysis activity.